Molecule: messenger RNA, 2895 nt
Organism: Oncorhynchus keta (chum salmon)
Lineage: Eukaryota; Metazoa; Chordata; Actinopteri; Salmoniformes; Salmonidae
Product: insulin-induced gene 1 protein-like
Exons: 6
Coding region: 311-1066 (251 amino acids)
Biological process (GO): cholesterol biosynthetic process; SREBP-SCAP complex retention in endoplasmic reticulum; SREBP signaling pathway
Cellular component (GO): endoplasmic reticulum; SREBP-SCAP-Insig complex
Source: RefSeq, a predicted model, not a curated record
CCCGUCAUAUCGUUCGCCUCGCUCCCAUUGGCCGACGCGACUCACCCGACACAGCUUGUGGCUGUUUUCUGCAGAGGAAGCCUGUCUCUGGUAUGAGGUCUGCGCUCAGGAAUGAAAUAGCAGCUUUUUUUCUGCCUCUCUCUCUCCCUCCCAAAACGAUGAUGUGACCUAACUACGUGAUAACUGUCUGAGCAGUAAGAGAGCAGCACAACUCACAGCUUCAUCAUUGUCGAGGUGCGAAUGAACAUAGUCGGUUGUCGCUAGAUCAUACACUUAGAACGUCUGGACAUCCAAGCACUCUAAGUGCCAAAUGCCAAGACUAGAAGAACACUGUUGGGGUCGCUCCUGUGCAUCUAGGGUGGAAUCUAAGACUUUUUCUGGGGGAAACUGGGUCGCAUCGAGAGCUGAAGAAAUGAUGUCCAUUGUCACAACAGUGCUCAGCAAUGCAUAUGGCUCGCUGCAAAGUGUGCGAGCAGCACACUUGAUCAGGCGGGGUCUCGUCCUUUUCACCGUGGGAGUAGUUCUUGCGUUGGUGCUCAACUUGCUGCAGUUACGAAGAAAUGUGACUUUGUUUCCCGAAGAGGUGAUGGCAACUUUGUUUUCAUCAGCGUGGUGGAUACCCCCUUGCUGCGGCACGGCAGCGGCUGUUGUUGGCCUGCUAUACCCCUGCAUCGACAGCCAUCUAGGAGAGCCCCACAAGUUCAAGAGGGAAUGGGCUAGUGUCAUGAGAUGCAUUGCAGUGUUCGUUGGCAUCAACCAUGCCAGUGCUAAACUACACUUUGCCAAUAAUGCCCAGCUGUCCCUGACCCUGGCUGCCCUGUCCCUGGGACUGUGGUGGAUGUUUGAUCGCUCGAGGAGUGGCUUCGGCCUGGGCAUCGGGACGGCAUUCCUUGCCACCGUUAUCACACAGCUGCUGGUCUACAACGGCGUCUAUCAAUACACGUAUCCAGACUUUCUUUAUGUGCGCUCUUGGCUUCCAUGCAUAUUCUUCUCAGGAGGAGUGACUGUGGGGAACAUAGGACGCCAGCUAGCCAUGGGUGGUGUCGAGAAACUCCACAACGACUGAACAGAGAUCAGCUGAAGAGGGGAAAGAAGGAAGACUGACAAUAUGGAGAACAGGCGUAACGGAACCGAGUCUGGCAUCAUGGGGAGAGACAGUUUGACAGAAAAGAGAGAAUUAUUCAUUUUUUUACCACUUUUCUGUGUGUUAUAACAAAGAGCUAGCCAGAACUCUUGACCUAAUGUGCCAUGACGUCUGCACCUCUUGGUGGCCAAAAUAACUUACAGUAUUAGGCUAGCAGUUGCCGCUAUGCUGUCUCUAUUAGGAUCCAUAUAGCAUUAUUCCAGAAGAUAGUCGCAAAGCUAUCCCUGUUUGGUUCCAAAUAAAAUUGUGCUAGCAGUUAGCUGCUAGGCUAUACCUGUUUGGGUCCAUAUAGCAUUAGGCUAUAUGGCCACUAGCUCCUCCCUCACUAUGGCAGGACAGUAUUUGCCCUUCAAAUUCUUCGAAAUGAAAAGUUAACUUGUUUCAGUUUUACAGUGUAAGUGUAACUAUUAGCUUUUUGCAGGUGCGUGUGGAUUUGUGCAGGUCUGUUAUGGCUGAGUACAAAAUGACCAUAAUAGGGAAACUUUUAGAGCUGUGCAAUAAUGUCUGACACUCACAGAGACGGCGACCAACAGUAUGUCACCGAUGACAUGUAUUGUGUUCCCAAUAUUGUAUUUAACCAAGAAAAAUAUUUAUCUGAGAAAUUAGAAUGCCAACCCCUAUAACUCCAAACCAAAUAUACAUGAAAUCACAGAUGAUGCGACCAUGUUUUGAAAGAAUGUACCAUGAUACUACACUAAGCAUAUUCAUGGUUUCAGUGAAAUCAGUAAUGUUAACAAAAAGGCACCUGAAUGUAAUCGGGUGUGAAAGCUCACCUCUUGGCUGACUUUGUGGAUAUGGUGUGCAACCUGGAGGUGUGACCUAUGACCCCUCAAAUGAAUGGCUGAUUUCCAAUUUAGAAUUUUCCAGACUUGGCAUUAAAGUUUAUGAUCAUACAUUAAGAGAAGGAGACAGGACAUUUUUACUAUGGCCUGCGGAUUUGCAAUCUGUGAUUGCCUUUGUAUUAUAGAAUUGAGUGCUUUUGUCACUACUAUACCAGUUCAAUUUUAUUGUACAUAAUUAUAUAUUGCUUACAUGUAUAGUCACUUCCCUAUAUAAUCAGACAGGUAUUACCACACUAUACUAAUUCAGUUCAAUAGUUGGGGUGCUAAAGGAAUAAAAGUGCAAUCACAUAUACCUGAGCUGACUAUUCUUCUUAUUUAUUAUUUCUGACAAUAGUUAAGAGGUGAGACUCCAUGGAAUCAUAUGCAGUGUGGAUAUAAAAAAGGAGCAUCAAAUAAGCAAUAACAGCAGCUUUUGUAAAAACAAAAAUUGUCUAAGAUUACUUGCAUUCUUCGACUGUAUACCAAUGACUAUUCUCUCCAUGAGGAGAAGAAAAAAAAACAUUGUGUCAAACUGUUUCUCCUAGUAGUUAAAACAUUAUUAAAUGGGAAUACAGAUUAUAUAUAUUUUUUAUUUUGUUAUGUAUAGAUCACAGCGGGAUUGGUUGGUACGCCUGGUUCGGUGUGAAUCUUUGCUCAAUUUCAGGUGUUUGUCCCAAAUGACACCCUAUUCUCUAUAUAGUGGACUACUUUUGACUGGGGGCCCUGGUCAAAAGUAGUGCACUAUAUAGGGAAUAGGGUUCCAUUUAGGAUGCAAUCCAGGUGUGCUGCUGGGAGAAAAGGAAGCUUUUAUUAUUGGGGUGUUUAAAACACCUAUUAUUUCAAUGUGUAGAGAGUGUGAGUGUGUUUUCAGCUGUGUAUCAUUUUUAUUACCUUGAAUCCAAGUGGAAAAUAAAAAGGAACUCCUAAUGA